GGGGUCAUAUUGUUCAAUUUAGCCAUAAGACAUGCUCGCAAUUUCUUCAAUGUUGUGUCUAUAGCGAGAAAGAUGUUCUGUUUUUGCAUCUAAGUCAUUGUUUGAAGAUGAUUCAGCCUUUCAAGCACGGUCUUUACUAUCAAGAAAUCUACUAAAUACGACGAGUAGCUUCGGACGAAGUGGUUUUCAUGUUCUCGGCUGGAAAAGAUUUCUAGAAAAAUCAUUCGUGUUUUUACACUUUGAUCUAUACGAUAUUGCAUCAUUUACAGUAUUGCAGUAAACUGUUAUAACUCUAGCUGUAACGGUUUGUCCAUCAACGAAACAGUUGUUUAUAAGAUUAUUGAUAGCUAAACUGUGAACAUCUGGGGCCUUCCAACAACAGGCAAGUUGAUCUGUGUAUGAUUAAAAUAAUCUCGUCCGUGGACACGUAUCGCUUGCCGUUUGUCACAGUUGCGUCGACUGACGAAAAACGACCUCAUUUAACUGAGAAAUAUUUGUUGAAGAAAUUAGGUGAUUGUCUUCAGGCAGUUCCUUUUUUUAUUCGCUUGAGGUCUUACAAGUACGAGCGCUGCACUUGAAAGGAUUUUUGUUCGCUGGUAAUUCAGUUGUCCAGCUCUUCAACAUAUCUAUACAGGAUUGACGAACCGAAGGAGCUCGUAUAGCUAGGUGAGACUCCAGGAAUCCCUCAUGAUUGAGGGAAAUGGCCAACACUACAAAUGAGAGCGUAGUUUACAACCAAGAGAGUAAUGGGAUCUUCAAGCCCGUGUACGACUCCUUACUCAUCGCUCUGGCCUUUUUUAUUAUUGCUAUAAACGUUCUUGUCGUUUAUUUGUUUCUGAGGAAAGAUUAUUUGCGCACGAAGACGAACAGUUUCCUCGUUAGUCUGGCAUUUUCUGAUCUUCUGACAGGAAUUGUAGCCAUCCCUUUUUAUUUGUAUUGUUCGCUCACUCUCAAACCCGCGAUUUGCAUUGCCUCAGGCGCAUUGUAUCGUUGCAUCGCAGUGUCCACUAUGGCUCACAUUAUGGUCGUAACCCUUGAGAGAUAUAUUGUUGUGAUGUACCCAAUGAGAUAUUACAGAAUGGUUACAAAGACGCGUGUUUGUAUAUGCAUAGCUGUCGUAUGGCUCUUUUCGAUCUUCUACUCUACGAUCCAAUUCUCUUGGCUCGACGUCGACAAUCACAAUAUCACGGAAAUUGGCGAAAACAUUAUCUAUGAAAAGCCAUACAAUAUAACGGGUGUAUUUCUCUGCUUUUCAAUUCCGCUGUGCGUAAUGAUCCUGUGUUUUGCACGUAUGUUUUGCGUGAUUCGUCGUCAGGUAGGGAGGAUCCAAAAGCAGGCGGAACUGUCUGCAGACCCUAGGAGCGUAUCGAUAGCUUCUGAUAAACGCGCGUUGAUCAUAUUUUUCACGAUGUUGUGCGUGUACACGUUAUGCUGGCUGACGUGGUAUUUGACGUUGUUUCAAGUCGCGAUGAGAAAAAAUGUCAUCCUUCCCGAGAAGGUCGCCGAUGUGUUCGACUUCCUAAGGUUCGGUACUAGUCUUUUUAAUCCUUUGCUGUACACUUUUCUGAAGAUGGAUUUUCGUCGUGCUGUUUGCUCGCUGUACAGCAAUACUCGCGCGAGUUCUAUUCGGGACAGAUGUGGUCGGUCAACUCAUCUGAGAAUGACAUCAUUUUCCACGGACAUAAGAGGAAGAAAAAGCCUUACUCCUUUAAAUGGCGCCAUUGACGGCCUGACAAGCAGAGAUUUUGUUGAGCAAAGUGACUUUGAAAAUCACGAACUUAUAAGUAGCGUUUAAUAAACCAAUGGCUAGUAAUGCAGUGACGUAGCAGCUCGCAUGUUUGAUCCAGUGUUAUGUAAAUAUUUUGUUGCUCCUCACAGUAGCGUAGACAAAAUUUUCUGUCAAGGGGUGGGGAGGCUAGUCAAAGGGAAGGGUGACAUAGCUGUCCUUCAAACAAUAUAAUAUAUAUGUAAAACAUAACAUUUUAUAAGGGUCAGAAUUUUCCCUUGCUCGCGUCCCCUUCUGGCUACGUCACCAGCUCUUCACUCACUGCAAAAACAAUAGAUUUCUAAAGAAAUAAUACUGAUGACAUGCAAUUUACAUAGCAUGACCAAAACCUGCAGGUUGGCCACAUUGGCUAAAUUUGUUAGUCGUUUAUUAGUUUAUGCUUCAUAUAUUAUUGCUGAGGAAGUACAAGCCUUCAAGGCAUUUGUAUUUCUUUUAUUCGUAUUGUAUUUUCACUAUUUUGGUUGUUAAAAAUAGCCAAGUGAGAAGAACGAAAUUCUUCAACUUUGCGUAACUGUGUGCACAAACGGAAAUUAUUGGCAAAAGAAUAAGUGACGUUUUAAUGUUAAAAAAUUAUAUGUUUUGUUGCUAUAA
Xenia sp. Carnegie-2017 is the source of this 2377-nucleotide messenger RNA. Its product is annotated as histamine H2 receptor-like. Lineage: Eukaryota; Metazoa; Cnidaria; Anthozoa; Malacalcyonacea; Xeniidae. The record is from RefSeq and is a predicted model, not a curated record. The transcript has 5 exons. Gene Ontology annotation, biological process: G protein-coupled receptor signaling pathway. Gene Ontology annotation, molecular function: G protein-coupled receptor activity. The coding region runs from base 701 to 1795 and encodes 364 amino acids. Gene Ontology annotation, cellular component: membrane.